AUGUUUACCAGUGGGUUUGUUUUGUUGUGCCUGUUAAGCACUGUGCGAUGUGGCUACCGUCAAGAUGAUACAGAGGAGUCAGAAUGGACAUGGUUAGAUACAGAUCCUAUCGUGAAGUCACCGCAGGGACAAUUUACUGGUGUAGCUAGAUUGUUUUCUCAUGAUGACCUUGAAGGUGAUUGGCUAGUGCACGUAUACAUGGGGAUACCGUACGCUGAGCCACCUAUUGGAGAGUUAAGGUUUCAACCACCUAAGGCCAAGGUCCCAGUCGGUGACUGGGAUGCAACAUAUUUCCGUGAAGUGUGCCCACAACUUAGUCUGCCUGUGUUUGAGUCUCAAGCGACUGACGAAAACUGUCUGUAUCUGAAUAUAUUUGUACCACAAUCAUCUGAAGCAGUGGCUUCUAAGAAAGCGGUGGUGAUAUGGAUGCAUGGAGGGGCAUUUUACAUAUCAUCUGGAUCUGCACCAGAGCAUGAUGGGACGGUUAUGUCAGCACUCGGUAACAUCAUAGUAGUAACCAUCAACUACAGGCUAGGUCCACUUGGUUUUCUGAGUACAGGUGAUGAAGUUGCCACUGGUAACUAUGGCUUACUAGAUCAGCGUCAAGCUAUCAUAUGGGUCAGGGAGAACAUAGAAGCAUUUGGUGGCGACAUUGAUAGGAUCACAGUGAUGGGUGAGUCAGCUGGAGCUGCCAGUAUUGGACUUCAUUUACUUUCACAUGGCAGCCGAGGAUUGUUUAAAAGAGCCAUAAUGCAGAGUGGUUCUGGACACUCACCAUGGGCUAUUGUGCCUUCAUCUGAAGUGGCGAGAAAGAGAUCUUUUGCGCUUGGUGAGCUAGUUGGAUGUAGCCACACAACAACCAGUCAGCUGAUUCAGUGUCUACGUCAAGUGCCAGCAGAUUCUCUAGUACAAGCACAGCUUCUGGUAACCAAUAAAACAGGCGAAGCGAAAAAUGCUAUCGCAUUUACACCUAUCGUAGAUGGCGUAUUUUUAGCCGAUACUCCAACAAAUUUGUUUGAGCAGAAGAACCCUGUCAACCAGGCUGACAUUCUGAUAGGAUCAAAUGCGGAUGAAGGAACAAUGUCAUUGCUUUUUAUGUUUCCACACCUCUCUAACAUCACUAAUCCUGUCAUCAAUCAUACAAUUUUCGACCAUGUCACGCCACAAAUUAUCUACAACAACCACAACUCAUUGAUAUUGGAGAGUAUUAAGUUCAUGUACACGGACUGGAACACUGCUGACUCUGAACACACCAAUUAUUUCCAAUCACUGUCUCAGAUGUCUGGAGAUGAAAGUUUCACUUGUCCUGCAGAUUUGUUUGCAAAGCAGUAUUUUGAGCGUGGCAACACUGUAUAUAUGUAUCAUUUCUCUCAUCAUCCAAGUACCUCUAUUUAUAAUACAAGUUGGUUAGGCGCAAGUCACGCUGAAGAGAUACCCUUUGUGUUUGGAUGGCACUUUCACAGACACAUGGAUAUGGUGUACAAACCGGAGGAAUUCUAUUUAUCCUUAUAUAUCCUGAGUUAUUGGACCAGCUUUAUUAAAACUGGUAAUCCCACAACUUACAUGGAAGGUCAAAGAACACCAGAUAUUCCUGAAUGGCCCCCAUUUACUGUCCCAGAUCUACAGUAUAAGAUUUGUCGGUUGGCUUGGAAACCAGACGAGCACUAAAAGCUCCACAGUGUCAGUUUUGGAACUCAUAUUUACCUAGUCUGGUAAAACAUACAGCAUGUAAACAUACACCAACAGAAACAAAGCCAAAGAAGAAAAAAACCUGUUAUGUGGAUACUUUUAUCGAUGAUUUUUGUUUGCCCUGAUAAAUCCUUUGCAAGCAAGCAGUCAAGUGUUCACUAUUUUAGAUUUCCAAAAAGUGUGACUUGUAUAGCGAACAACAAAUAAUAUAUAUAUAUAUUGUGAUAAGUUGUGUUGUACUGUGCAAUAAAGUUGUCUCAUAUGUCAAAACAUGA
This is a messenger RNA of Saccoglossus kowalevskii, 1964 nucleotides long. RefSeq names its product cholinesterase-like. Gene Ontology annotation, molecular function: acetylcholinesterase activity. The record is from RefSeq and is a predicted model, not a curated record. Gene Ontology annotation, biological process: acetylcholine catabolic process; choline metabolic process. Gene Ontology annotation, cellular component: plasma membrane. NCBI's taxonomy places the organism in Eukaryota, Metazoa, Hemichordata, Enteropneusta, Harrimaniidae.